This is a messenger RNA of Dermochelys coriacea (leatherback sea turtle), 921 nucleotides long. Its product is annotated as olfactory receptor 10A4-like. Lineage: Eukaryota; Metazoa; Chordata; Testudines; Dermochelyidae. Gene Ontology annotation, molecular function: G protein-coupled receptor activity; olfactory receptor activity. Gene Ontology annotation, biological process: G protein-coupled receptor signaling pathway. Gene Ontology annotation, cellular component: membrane. The record is from RefSeq and is a predicted model, not a curated record.
AAGGGAAAUCAGACCGAAGUAACCGAGUCCAUCUUUGUGGGAUUUUCCCGGAUGGUGGAGCUGCAAGUGCUGCUCUUUGUGAUGGUUCUGUCUAUGUAUGCGGUGUCCCUGAUGGGGAAUGUUCUCAUCACGGCCGUCAUAAAAGCCAACCCGUCCCUCCACACGCCAAUGUAUUUUUUCCUCGCCAACCUGUCCCUGCUGGAGAUCUACUACACAACAUCCAUUGUGCCUAAGAUGCUGGUGAGCCUGGUGUCAGAAAACAGAAGGAUCUCACUAUGGGGUUGUGCCAUGCAGAUGUAUUUUUUCACCCUCUUUGGCAUCACUGAGUGCUGCCUCUUGGCUGCCUUGGCCUAUGACCGCUACAUGGCCAUCUGCAACCCGCUGCACUACUCAUUCGUCAUGAGAAAGGGGGCCUGCGCCCAGCUAGCCAUAGCCUCCUGGAUGGUGGGCUUGAGCCAGACCAGUUAUGUCUUCAGUCUGACGUAUUGUGGGGCCAACAAGAUCAACCACUUCUUCUGUGACAUCACGCCCCUCCUGAAGCUGGCCUGCGGAGACACCUCCAUGAACGUGUUGGCCAUGUACCUGGUGGCUCCUCUUUUCAUAACCUCCCCCUUCACACUCAUCCUGGUCUCCUACCUCUUCAUCAUCGCCUCCAUCCUGUGGAUGCCAUCAGCUGAGGGGAAGCACAAGGCCUUCUCCACCUUUCCCCACCUUAUCGUAGUCUUGCUCUUCUAUGGCUCUGGCAUCAUCACCUACCUCAGGCCCAAGUCCAGAUACUUGAUGGAGAGCGACAAGCUCCUGGCCCUCUUCUACACAGUGGUGACAUCCAUGCUGAACCCCAUUGUCUACAGCCUGAGGAAUAAAGAGGUCAAGGAGGCCAUGAGGAGGGCGCUGGACAUACAAAAGGCAAUAAAUAAAUAA